GUAAUUUGAGAGUUGAGUGUUGACCCCGGUGAUUGUUCCAAAAGACUAGGAAAGAGCAACAAUGAACCGCCAUUAGCUCCCGAGCCAUGUAAUUGUAUUUCCCACCAGAAUUUCGGAUCCUCACUCGUUAUUUUCCUGGUCCUUGUUCUUGUUCUUGUUCCUCCACUCAGUCUCUCUUAUUUUCGCUUACUCAAUUGAACACAAAGCUAUUCCAUUUUCUUUUUGUCAAGUCCCCACCUCACUAUCUUUGAUCCUUCUCCGAAAUGUCUCUGAAACUUCCCUUUCUGAAAAGGUUUUUCUACGCGCUUUGCUGUACUGCUCAUUUCUGAACUUUGAAGCUACGCUAAUACGUACAACAUCUAUAUAUGUGUGUGUGUGUGUGUGUGUUUUAUUCUGUAAGGAGAUUGUAACAAAUUAACUAGUUUAGUAAAAAGGUGAAAGAAAGGUAAUGAUGGAGAGUUAUUUGCAAGAGUUCGGGGAAGUGAAGGCAAAGCAUUCGUCUGAAGAAACGUUACAGAAAUGGAGGAACCUUUGCAGCGUUGUCAAGAACCCGAAACGAAGGUUUCGCUUUACUGCCAACAUUACCAAGCGCAGCGAGGCUGCUGCUAUGCGCCGUACCAAUCAGGAGAAAUUGAGGAUUGCUGUUUUGGUUUCUAAAGCUGCAUUUCAAUUUAUUCAAGGUCAGUCUCUUUGGCAUCAAGUUAAACAUUAUCAUACAUACUACAAGGUGGUUCAUGCUUAUUCUAAAUUCCUAAUGUCUGCAGGUGUGCAACCAAGUGACUACGUUGUACCUCGGGAAGUUACAGACGCAGGUUUUCAGAUUUGUGCUGAUGAAUUGGGAUCCAUUGUUGAAGGCCAUGAUGUAAAGAAGCUGACAUUUCAUGGUGGGGUAGCUGGUAUUGCAGAAAAACUCUCCACGUCAGUAAAAGAUGGGCUUAAUACCGAAUCCGAUUUGCAGACUCGCAGACAAGAGAUAUAUGGAAUUAACAAAUUUACAGAGAGUGAACAACGGGGCUUUUGGAUAUUUGUUUGGGAAGCCCUUCAGGAUAUGACUCUUAUGAUCCUCGGAGUAUGUGCUUUCGUGUCUUUGAUAGUUGGGAUAGCAACGGAAGGAUGGCCUAUUGGUGCCCAUGAUGGCCUUGGAAUUGUUGCAAGUAUCUUGUUGGUUGUGCUUGUCACAGCAACAAGUGAUUAUCGCCAAUCGUUACAGUUCAAGGACUUGGACAAGGAGAAAAAGAAGAUUGACAUUCAAGUUACAAGAAAUGGAUACAGGCAGAAAAUGUCCAUUUAUGAUUUACUACCUGGUGAUAUUGUGCAUCUUUCUAUUGGUGACCAAGUGCCUGCAGAUGGGCUAUUUGUUUCAGGGUUUUCUGUGUUAAUUGAUGAAUCAAGUUUAACUGGUGAGAGUGAGCCUAUAAUGGUAACUGCUGAAAACCCCUUUCUUCUUUCUGGUACUAAGGUCCAAGAUGGAUCUGGCAAGAUGAUGGUUACCACAGUUGGGAUGAGAACCCAAUGGGGUAAGUUGAUGGCAACUCUGAGUGAAGGUGGAGAUGAUGAGACACCAUUGCAGGUGAAGUUGAAUGGAGUGGCAACCAUUAUUGGGAAGAUAGGCCUUUUCUUUGCCGUUGUGACUUUUGCAGUAAUGGUGCAAGGAUUAUUUAGUCAUAAACUAUCUGAGGGGACACACUGGAGCUGGACUGGAGAUGAUGCAAGGCAAAUGUUGGAAUACUUUGCUAUUGCAGUUACAAUUGUUGUUGUUGCUGUCCCAGAAGGGCUGCCACUGGCUGUGACAUUGAGCCUUGCAUUUGCCAUGAAGAAGAUGAUGAACGAUAAAGCACUUGUUCGUCAUCUGGCGGCUUGUGAGACUAUGGGAUCAGCCACAAAUAUUUGCAGUGACAAAACUGGGACACUCACAACCAACCGCAUGACUGUUGUAAAAUCAUGCAUUUGCAUGAAUGUCAAGGAGGUGAGCAAACCCAGUGAAGCAUCUAGCUUGUUCUCUGAUCUGCCAGAGUCUGCUAAGAAACUUUUGCUGCAAUCAAUAUUUAAUAACACUGGCGGAGACGUUGUGGUUAACAAAGAGGGAAAGCAUGAGAUAUUGGGAACACCUACAGACACUGCUCUAUUGGAGUUUGGCUUGUCACUUGGUGGAAAUUUCCAAACAGAGAGACAAGCUUCUAAACUUGUUAAAGUUGAGCCAUUCAACUCAACAAAGAAACGGAUGGGGGUAAUCCUGGAACUUCCUGAGGGAGGUCUGCGAGCACACACCAAAGGUGCCUCAGAAAUAGUUUUGGCCAGCUGCGAAAAGGUGAUCAAUACAAAUGGCGAAAUUGUUCCCCUUGAUGAAGCAUCCAUCAACCAUCUCAAAGUUACUAUUGAGCAAUUUGCUUGUGAGGCCCUUCGAACUCUAUGUCUUGCCUAUGUGGAACUAGAAAAUGGUUUCUCUCCUCAGAAUCCUAUUCCUGUUUCUGGUUAUACUUGUAUAGGAAUUGUGGGAAUUAAAGAUCCUGUUCGUCCCGGUGUCAAGGAGUCCGUUGCAAUUUGCCGUUCAGCUGGUAUCGUAGUAAGAAUGGUUACAGGAGACAAUAUAAAUACUGCAAAGGCUAUAGCAAGGGAAUGUGGGAUUCUCACUGAUGAUGGCAUAGCCAUUGAAGGCCCGGAGUUCAGGGAGAAGAACCAGGAAGAACUGCUUUCACUCAUUCCUAAAAUUCAGGUGAUGGCUCGAUCCUCACCUCUGGACAAGCAUACACUGGUGAAGCACUUGCGGACCACAUUCGAUGAAGUCGUUGCUGUGACCGGUGAUGGAACAAAUGAUGCCCCAGCACUUCACGAGGCAGACAUUGGACUAGCCAUGGGCAUUGCUGGAACUGAGGUGGCUAAAGAGAGUGCUGAUGUUCUAAUCCUGGAUGAUAAUUUCUCCACAAUUGUGACAGUGGCAAAAUGGGGACGUUCAGUUUACAUAAACAUUCAAAAAUUUGUGCAGUUCCAGCUGACAGUUAAUAUAGUUGCUUUGAUUGUUAACUUCUCCUCAGCUUGUUUGACAGGGAGUGCUCCCCUCACAGCUGUUCAGCUGUUGUGGGUCAACAUGAUCAUGGACACACUAGGAGCACUGGCACUUGCAACUGAGCCUCCAAAUAAUGAGUUGAUGAAGCGUCCACCGGUCGGAAAGAGACAAAACUUUAUCACUAACGUUAUGUGGAGGAAUAUUUUAGGGCAGUCUUUAUAUCAGUUUACAGUGAUAUGGCUUCUUCAGGCAAAAGGAACAGCAAUGUUUGGUCUUGACGGACCAGAUUCUCAUGUGAUCCUCAACACUCUCAUUUUCAACACAUUCGUCUUUUGUCAGGUUUUUAAUGAGAUAAGCUCCCGUGAGAUGGAGGAAAUAGAUGUGUUCAAGGGCAUAUUGGAUAACUACGUCUUCGUCGGAGUCCUUAGCUCCACAGUUCUGUUCCAAAUCAUAAUUGUUGAGUUCCUGGGAAAAUUUGCAAGCACAGCACCCCUCACCUUGGCACAAUGGUUCAUCACUGUAUUCAUUGGAUUUUUAGGGAUGCCAAUUGCUGCUGGUAUAAAGAAGAUUCCUGUUUGAACUACAUAAAAGUAGGGGUUAGAUUUUUCUUUUUCUUUGUUAAGAAAACAAAAAAAGUUAGGGAGUUUAGAAGCCUAAAUUUGGAAACAGAUCUCUUAAAAUUCCCCAUCCUGCAAAGUUGCAUGAGAUGAUGAACCAUUAUUGGUUUGGUUGUUGUCUAUAAGCUAAUGAAUAGAAUUAGCCCACAGUAGCUAUUCUACCCAAGCCAAAGUCUCCUGUUUAACUAAAUCCAAUUGAAUGCAAGUUUUACAUGGUGAACACAAGGUUGAUCUCCUGUAUCUUUGCAAGUCCUGUAAUUCCUCAGACUGUAUUUUCUUAUCUUUAUGUAACUAGUUUUCUGCUCUGGCAAUGAUUUCUUUA
Prunus persica (peach) is the source of this 3943-nucleotide messenger RNA. Its product is annotated as calcium-transporting ATPase 2, plasma membrane-type. The transcript is spliced from 6 exons. The record is from RefSeq and is a predicted model, not a curated record. Gene Ontology annotation, molecular function: calmodulin binding; ATP hydrolysis activity; P-type calcium transporter activity. Lineage: Eukaryota; Viridiplantae; Streptophyta; Magnoliopsida; Rosales; Rosaceae. Gene Ontology annotation, cellular component: intracellular membrane-bounded organelle; membrane. Gene Ontology annotation, biological process: calcium ion transmembrane transport. The coding region runs from base 449 to 3583 and encodes 1044 amino acids.